Acanthamoeba castellanii str. Neff is the source of this 582-nucleotide messenger RNA. RefSeq lists its product as uncharacterized. The coding region runs from base 1 to 582 and encodes 193 amino acids. NCBI's taxonomy places the organism in Eukaryota, Discosea, Longamoebia, Acanthamoebidae. The record is from RefSeq and is a predicted model, not a curated record. The transcript is spliced from 4 exons.
AUGUCGGUCUCUGAAGGGGAGGUGGCCGCACGGCACAAGAAGAGGAGCUCCGCCCAGGGCCGCGCCACCCUGCCCCUCACCCUCGAAAAACUCAAAGAGCUGCAGGCCGCCGCUUCUUCACAUCCAAAGAAGAAGACCCGGGUGGCGGUGGAGGGCGAGUACGAGGAUGAGGGGAGCCUGGCCGAGGAGCUGUCGGAGGUGCUGUCGGCCGGGGAGGCCGCCCAUGCGCGCGAGGCCGCGUGGCGCGUGGUGCCGCUCCUCGCAUCCGGCGCGGGACCGCAGCAGCCGCAGCCGCGCGGCGAGGUGGUGCGCGCGCUGUUCGAUCGCCUGCGGGCCGCCGCAGCUGGAGCACAGCAGCAGCAGGACUCGCCCGAGUUGCCGCUCCAGGACCUGCGCCACACGGCCCUCGCGCUCCUGCACUUUGCCCUCGGCGGUGAGGCCGAAGCGGAGAGCCGGCAGCACCAGCACCAGGCGGACCCGCAGCGGCGGCAGCUUCAGCGCGCCCUCGCCACAAACCGCGUCCUCAUGGAUGGCGGUGCGUACGAGGUCUACGUCGACUACUUUUGCGCAGCCCAGAGGUAG